Protopolystoma xenopodis is the source of this 375-nucleotide messenger RNA. Lineage: Eukaryota; Metazoa; Platyhelminthes; Monogenea; Polystomatidea; Polystomatidae. The record is from the annotation of a GenBank genome assembly.
AUGCAAUUUAUUUUGCCUCCUCUUCACUAUUUGGCCGGGGGACGGCAUCUUGUCCAGCGUCACGCCAACCCCCAACGCCACGCCGUGGGCGUGAUUUCUUUGCUGAUGGAACCGUUGACAAGCCAGUCAGAGCCCCUAGCGAGAAGCGUCAGUACCGGCUCGCUCCCUCGCCACCGCCUCCGGAGAAAGUUCAGCAAGGAUUCAUCGACGUCGCCGGACGAUGAACUGGCAAGUUAUUUGCACAAAUCGGCAGCUACAAUUACAGAGCGAUCCCCCUUUGACUUGCGCUGUGAAAAGUAUUUCGGCACCAAUCGAUUAAGGUAUUACUCGAAAACCAGUUUAGUUUACGUAACUAUGGGAAUUGGCAGUUUGUAG